AUGUCGAACGUACCUCAUCCUGACGAGCUCGAGCCUGAGCACACCGAAGGCUUCAAGGUGGGCGAGAAGAAGACGUUGGAAGAGUAUCAGCAACUAGACCAGAACGACGAGUCUUUGAGGAAGUGGAAAGAGUCACUCGGCAUUGGCUCGGGCAACACCAUCGGCGACCCAAACGAUCCCAGGAAAUGUAUCAUCCUCUCCCUAGGUCUGGAAGUUGAAGGCAGGUCCGACAUCAUUAUUGAUCUCAGCAGGCCUGGCUCUCUUGAGGACCUGAACAAGCAUCCAUUCACCAUCAAGGAGGGUGCGAGCUUCCGUAUGAAGGCUCGCUUCAAGGUCCAGCACCAGAUCCUGAGCGGCAUGAAAUAUGUCCAGGUUGUUAGCCGCAUGGGAGUCAAGAACAAGAUGCAGGAGAUGAUCGGUUCUUACUCGCCAAACACAACCGACAAGCCUGAGUACGAGAAGAAGUUCGAGUCCGAGACAGCACCAUCAGGCAUGAUCGGCCGUGGCCACUAUGAGGCUGUCUCCAAGUUUGUGGACGAUGAUACCCAGACCCACUUGCAAUUCAAGUGGUCCUUUGACAUCAAGAAGGACUGGAAGUGA
Messenger RNA from Recurvomyces mirabilis, 600 nucleotides. It is a transcript of the gene RDI1, whose product is annotated as rho GDP dissociation inhibitor. Bases 1 to 600 code for a protein of 199 amino acids. The record is from RefSeq and is a predicted model, not a curated record. The transcript has 4 exons. Gene Ontology annotation, molecular function: protein binding; Rho GDP-dissociation inhibitor activity. Gene Ontology annotation, cellular component: cytoplasm; cytosol; membrane. Gene Ontology annotation, biological process: Rho protein signal transduction. NCBI's taxonomy places the organism in Eukaryota, Fungi, Ascomycota, Dothideomycetes, Mycosphaerellales, Teratosphaeriaceae.